AUGCUUCUUGUAAGCCUCCUCCUUUUGUUCCAGUUUGUCAAUGCCGUUUUUGAUUGUUCAACAAUUGAUCGACUUGACAUACCAUGUGCAAAGGAAUUCACAGAAUCUACUUUACUCCGUUUAGAGGCAGAUGCCGACGAGACUUUGAGUAUCUUAAUUUGUUCGCACUCCACGGAACGCCCCGUUGAAAUUGAAGUCUUCGAAGAGUGUACGUCAGAAGGGUUUCAGUCAUUGAAAGAUUCAUACUCUUCUAGGACGUGCAAAGGGAGUUCUUCUCUAAAGAAGGAAGUGACGAAAGGACAACAUGCUUACUUAAAUAUCACUAUUCCCGAAAACACGACUUACGAAGUGAGCAUUCAGGUUGUGGAAAUCAAUGAUAAGAACUUUUUCAAAAAGUACUUCAAGUACUUUGUAAUAGCUGCCAUAACGAUUAUAUUGUGUUUAUGGGCACUUCUUGUAGCAGUAAUAGCAUCGAGAAAACAUAAAAAAGACUCAAAAAAGGAAGAGGUCUUGUUACACUAA
Messenger RNA from Entamoeba invadens IP1, 522 nucleotides. RefSeq lists its product as hypothetical. The coding region runs from base 1 to 522 and encodes 173 amino acids. The transcript has a single exon. NCBI's taxonomy places the organism in Eukaryota, Evosea, Mastigamoebida, Endamoebidae. The record is from RefSeq and is a predicted model, not a curated record.